Messenger RNA from Nestor notabilis (Kea), 421 nucleotides. It is a transcript of the gene MXD1, whose product is annotated as MAX dimerization protein 1. The annotation marks the transcript as partial. NCBI's taxonomy places the organism in Eukaryota, Metazoa, Chordata, Aves, Psittaciformes, Psittacidae. Gene Ontology annotation, molecular function: DNA-binding transcription factor activity, RNA polymerase II-specific; RNA polymerase II cis-regulatory region sequence-specific DNA binding; protein dimerization activity. Gene Ontology annotation, biological process: regulation of transcription by RNA polymerase II. The transcript has 3 exons. The record is from RefSeq and is a predicted model, not a curated record.
ACGAGCUCACCUGCGGCUGUGUUUGGAGAAGCUGAAAAGACAGGUCCCACUCGGACCCAAAGACAGCAAACACACCACCCUGAGCUUACUGAAGAAGGCCAAAUUGUACAUCAAGAAGCUUGAAGACGACGACAGAAAAGCCAUGCACCAAAUAGAGCAGCUGCAGCGGGAGCAGCGGCACCUCAAGAGGCGGCUGGUGAAGCUGGGAAUGGAGAGAAUAAGGAUGGACAGUAAAGAGAUCGCCGUGGAUGUUGAGAGCACGGACGACCUUCCUGCAGACCUCGACUGGAGCAGCAGCAGCCCAAGCGACUCGGAUGAGAGAGGGAGCCUGCGGAGCGUCUGCAGCGACGAGGGGUAUUCCAGCUCCGGUGUCAAGAGGUUGAAGUUGCAGGGCGAUUCCAAACCUUCUCUUGGUCUAUAA